Molecule: messenger RNA, 1621 nt
Organism: Diatraea saccharalis (sugarcane borer)
Lineage: Eukaryota; Metazoa; Arthropoda; Insecta; Lepidoptera; Crambidae
Source: the annotation of a GenBank genome assembly
GCUGUAAAAUUCGGUUCGGUUUUGUUGUGUCUACUAAUGUGAAUUAUUUUUAAAAUGUCUCUUAAAAAAGGGCUAUACCUUACUAAAACUGUCUGUUGUACAACUAUAAAGCUUCAAAAUGCAAAUUAUUCUAGGCCAAAGUGUUGGUUAUAUACAGCGAAUUCUGUCAGAUAUUAUUCGGCCGAAAAUAUAGGCGAUAAAAAUAAACCUGAUAAAGGUCCUGAAAAAGUGGACAUAUUGGGACGAUUUUUCCCUCAAAAUCCCAUUACUUCUAAUGAUGCACAAGAAGUUAAGAAAGAACAAGAACAGUUUGAAAAAGAAAAUAAAAGGAAGACUGAAGAAAAUGAAAAAAGUUGGAAAAGAAUGAAAAUGGGUUUUGCAGUUUUUGGUGGAGCCCUAACAGUUAUGGGUGGGUGCCUGAUUGUGGAGAUGGGAGCACCGAGGCGUGGUGAUGAUGGCCAACCAAUAGUAGAUGAGUUCUCAGGCUUACCUAUUGUAUUGCAGUACCUGAAACGCACUUGGAAAGAACUUACAUUUUAUGAAAAGAUGAUCAAAGAGCCAUCACGGGAGAAAUUGCUGCCAGACCCAUUGCCUCCACCAUACCAACCAACAUACACUCUAGUGUUAGAAUUCACAGAUGUGCUUGUGCAUCCUGACUGGUCAUAUCAAACUGGCUGGAGAUUCAAAAAGAGGCCAGGUGUGGAUCAAUUUCUGCAGACCGUAGCCAACUCCAACUAUGAGGUGGUGAUCUUCACAUCCGAGAACGCAUUCAUGAUCUGGCCCGUGAUCGAUAAGCUCGAUCCAGAGAAUAAGCUUAUAUCAUAUCGCCUCUUCAGAGACUCCACACAUUUCAUAGAUGGAGUGCAUGUCAAAAAUCUCGAUGGAUUAAACAGAGACUUAUCUAAGGUAAUAGUAGUAGAUUGGAAUAAAGCAGCUACGAAGUUCCACCCAGAAAAUUCGUUAAUAUUGAAAAAGUGGAAGGGAGCAGACGACGACACAUCACUUCUAGACCUAGCCAAUCUACUACAAACGAUCGCCAUGUCCGAUGUUUCCGACGUGCGUGAGGUGGUGAUGUACUACAGUCAGUUCGAUGACCCUAUCGCCGCCUUCCGUGACAACCAGCGCCGCCUCUUAGAACAAAUGGAGGAGAAGGAGCGAGAGGGCACUACUAACACUGCACCGCUUACACGCAAUUGGCUGCGGACGUUUACGAGACGUUAAUAUACCCCUUUAUAACUAUGCAGCUGAACCUGAUCGCUAGUCAGGUUUCUGGUUUUGUAUUAAAACUGACAUGAGUGAAGCAAAUACUUGGAUAUUUACGAUAAGCUUGUUAGAUAGAUCUAAACUCGAUCAGCAAAGCUUGUAAGAUAAACGAGGCGAUGGAUAUAUAUUCACAAUUUAUGGUUUUUCAGAUUUUCAUAAUUAUGUAAAUUGUAAACUUACUAAUCUAGAGCACUAUCUAGUGUUUUAUUCUUGACUAAUUGCAACAAGACUUUUGAAAUGUAAAAUAAUUAUUAUACUGCUUUAUGUUGCAUUUUUAACUAUGGGAUGUAAAAGAAAUGGUAAAAUUAUCCCAUGUUUCACUAAACAUGUGAAUAUGGAUUCUACAGUGACCUUAGUU